Molecule: messenger RNA, 573 nt
Organism: Rotaria sordida
Lineage: Eukaryota; Metazoa; Rotifera; Eurotatoria; Philodinida; Philodinidae
Source: the annotation of a GenBank genome assembly
AUGGUUGUCAAAACGCAUAAUGGUCAAUUUGUUCGUCUUGAUACGCCAGGUAUUAUUAUUCAUUUAACAUCUACAUAUGGAUGUACAAGAUCACUCGAAUCAUUAGUAUCACCGAAACAUGAAUUUACAUUUAUCUCAAAUGACUAUAUUAAUAACUAUCGUACCGAAUUAUUUCGUACGAACGAUGAAAUAAACAAUUUUGCUAGAUUUCUUGGACAACUCAAUAUUACCGAAUUUCUUCAAGUUAACAUAAGUGAUACACAUUUUAUCAAUGUUUCUCAACUUCAAAGUACUCAAUGGGCUUAUUUAAUUCCAGAAUUAAAUGAAAUGAUUCGUCAACCAUUCAUAGUAGAAGAUUGCUGUUGUAAUGAAUUUAACACACUUGUAGCACCAUCCAACAAUACUCCUGCUGAUAUUAAUUUGUGCACAAAAUUAUUGAUCUAUUUGGAUCGCUAUCAUGCAGCGUUUUCCAGAUACUACACGGCAUCAGUAAUUUCUCUUGAUCAAUUAAAAUCUGGACGAAGACGAUCGGAAAAAAGUAUUCCAUCAACAUUUUGUUUAGCUUUGAGAUAA